Molecule: messenger RNA, 1877 nt
Organism: Penicilliopsis zonata CBS 506.65
Lineage: Eukaryota; Fungi; Ascomycota; Eurotiomycetes; Eurotiales; Aspergillaceae
Exons: 4
Coding region: 81-1697 (538 amino acids)
Biological process (GO): cytoskeleton organization; regulation of adenylate cyclase activity
Cellular component (GO): cytoplasm
Molecular function (GO): adenylate cyclase binding; actin binding
Source: RefSeq, a predicted model, not a curated record
AGAGAUUCUUGUGCCUAGUAUAGCGGUGUCUUGGUGCUAUAUAGCCCUUUGAACGUGUCCUCGGACCAGCAUCGAUAACUAUGGCGAAUCCCAACCAUAUGCAUAAUUUGACCACCUUGAUCAAGCGGCUUGAGGCCGCAACCUCCCGCCUGGAGGAUAUGGCCAUGUCGCUCGAUGGCCCCGGCGUCCCCGAUGCGCGAGAUUCGAUGAACGUCGUGGUUGCGUCGGAUAUUGUUACGCCUGAGCAGCCCAAGGCUGUUUCACCUAUUGUACCCGUUGCGGAACCGCUCCCUCCCCAGAUAGAAGACUUUGAUGCGUUCAUCAAGGGUGAUGUUCAGAACUUUGUCGACCUCGGCGAGAAGAUCGGAGGGUUGGUUGAGGAGCAGUCUAAAGCGGUCCUGCAAGCAUUCGAAGCCGAGCGUACCUAUAUCUACGUGUCCACCAAGGCGAAAAAGCCCGAACCGCAACCCCCGGAGCUUAUGACCGAUCUGCACAAGGCAUCUGAUACGAUCAACAACUUGCGCGAGUCCAACCGCCAGUCUCCCGUUUUUGACCACCUGAGUGCUAUUGCCGAAGGUGUUCUGGCCUUAGGGUGGGUGCUGGUCACUGAGCCCGCCGAUUUUGUCAGUGAAACGUUGGGCGGCGUCCAAUACUACGGAAACAAGGUGCUGAAGGAGUACAAGGAGAAGGACACCACCCAUGUGCAGUACAUACAGGCCUACUACAAGAUCUUCAAAUCUCUGGCGCAAUACCUUAAGAAGCACUACCCCAAAGGCUUGACCUGGAAUGACAAGAGCGGGAUCGAUGCCCAGGCAGCCCUCAGGGAGAUCAAGGAAGGCCCCGGAUCGGCCACCGCUGCUGGUUCUGUUCCGCCGCCCCCUCCCCCUCCGCCGGUUCCAAGCCUCUCUGUGCCCGGGGGCGCUCCUCCGCCCCCGCCUCCGCCACCCCCCCCACCGGGCAUCCCGCCUGCGCCCGCCGCUGCAGGUGGCCCAGGUGCCAUGUCUGCUGUGUUUGAGCAGUUGAAUAAAGGCGAUGCAGUGACGUCCGGUCUGCGCAAGGUUGACAAGUCGGAGAUGACACACAAGAACCCCAACCUCCGCGUUAGCUCGACGGUACCGGAUCAUUCGGGCGGCGGCGGCAGCGGCAGCAGCGCGGUGCGGGGCAAGUCCCCUGCGCCAAGCAAGAAGCCCAAGCCCGAGAGCAUGCGGGCGCGCAAGCCGGCGCGCAAGGAGCUGGAAGGCAACAAGUGGAUCCUGGAGAACUUUGACAACGCCGGGAUCAUCGAGGUGGCAGCGCAGCAGAACCAGUCGAUCCUGAUCAGCCGGUGCAACAAGACGAUCAUCAAGGUGAACAACAAGGCCAACGCCAUCGCCAUCGAUAACUGCACGGAGCUCUCCAUCAUCGUCGACUCGCUCGUCAGCAGCCUCGACGUCGUCAAGUGCCUCAAGUUCGCCGUCCAGAUCGACGGCUCCGUUCCCACCGUCCUUCUCGACCAGGUCGACGGCGCCACCGUCUACCUUGGCCCCCAGAGCCUGCAGACCGAGUUCUUCUCCAGCAAGUGCACUGCUAUCAACGUCCUCUUGCCCCCGAAGGAGAACACAGACGACGACACCAAGGAGUGUCCUGUCCCCGAACAGAUCAAGAGCUACAUCAAGGAUGGUGUGUUGGUCAACGAGAUCGUAGAGCAUGCGGGCUGAAAACUGCCUGCCCGGGGCUGUCUGUACCCAUCACCGUUCUUUUGGUUAUGAUGGUUGGUAAACAGUUCUGAGCAGGUCUACUGCUUGUAUCUAGACCUUGUAGAUAGUAAGGUAAUCAAUUCACUUGUUUACAAAUAAUACAGCAUAGCUACUAAGUCUAAAUGAGAUAGAAUUCAUCGC